CGAUGUCGUGGUAAUUGAGAAAGCGCAAUUGCCUGAAUUUACCUCUGAAAAUAAUUUUCAACAACCGAGCUUCAGAAUUUGCCUGAAAAAUCCCAGUAAUUAGUUCAUUCAGACCGGAAGACGAUGGUGAUGAUGAUAAUGAAGACGAUGACGAUGCAGAGAAGAGCUUCUUCUGCGGCGAUUGUUUCCAUUGCUCGGUCUCACGGAGCAGCGGCUUCAUUAGGUACUCCUGCUCCUGCAGGUUGUACUACUCUUGCAUCAUUCCUCUCUGCAUUCCCAAACCAUAAACCCAAUUUGGCUUUUUAUUCUGCUAUUAGUAGUAAAUUUAAGAGCUCUUCUGAAAAAGCUCUGAAAUUUCAACCUGAAUUAAGGAAUGAUAUUAAUAAUGUCAACAGUCUUGAUGAUGCUCUGAGCUUGUUCGAGCGGAUGGUCUGGAUGAGGCCUCUGCCUUCUGUUAUUCAAUUCAAUCAAAUGCUGACUUGUAUUGUUAAGAUGAAGAAUCAUUAUUCUUCAGUUAUUUCCCUUUUUAGAGAUAUGUGUGUCCAGGGCAUUCCUGUUGAUGAGGCCACCCUUAAUAUAAUGAUUAAUUGUUGCUGCGUUGUGGGCCGAGUGGAUUUAGCAUUUUCUACAUUGUCUGGCUUCUUCAAACGUGGUUUUGUUCCUAAUGUGGUCACCUUUGGCACUUUACUUAAGGGACUCUUCCGAGACCAUAAGGUUCCUGAGGCGCAAGAAUUGUUCAAAAAGAUAAUCAAAGAAAAACUUUGUAAACCCAAUGAAACUAUGUUGGGGAUUGUGAUAGAUGGGCUCUGUAAGGCAGGAAACACUCAAACAGCCAUUGAAUUCCUCAGAGCAACGGAAAAACGAGGAAGUCCUUGUAAACCUGAUGCAAUUAUUUACAAUACUGUCAUUGACAGCUUGUGCAAGGAUAAAAUGGUUGAUGAAGCUCUUGCCCUCUUACAGGAGAUGAUUGAAAAGGACAUUCCCCCGAAUGUUGUCACUUACAGUUGUUUGAUUCAGGGUCUGUGCAGCUUAAGCAGAUGGAAGGAUGUUGACAAGCUCUUUGCUGAGAUGAAGGCUUAUAAAAUUGUUCCAAAUGUUAUUACUUUUAAUAUAGUGGUGGAUGCACUAUGUAAGGAAGGGCAUAUAGAAGAUGCUGAAGAGGUAGUCCAGAUCAUGAUCCAGCAAGGUCAAAAUCCCGACCUGGUCACAUACAAUUCGUUAAUGGAUGGAUAUUGUUUACGGAGUCGAAUAGAUGACGCAAGUGGAGUUUUCAAUACCAUGGUUGCUAGCGGCCUUACACCCGAUCUCCAUUGCUAUGGUAUUCUAAUAAAUGCCUAUUACAAGACCAAGAAAUUGGAAGCAGCCAUGAAGCUCUUUCGAGAGAUUCCACAUAAAGGUUUAACACCUGGCAUUGUUAUUUAUAACACUGUGUUGCAGGGGUUAUUUAGUUCAGGAAGGUAUCUUAGUGCACGAGAAAUUUUCAACGAGAUGCAAGCUUCUGGCAUGAAGCCUAAUUUUCACACUUACUGCGUGAUGUUGGAUGGGUUAUGCAAGACUGGACAUAUUGAUGAAGCAUUGCAGUUAUUCCAUGCAAUGGAAACUGAUGGAACAAAUCUUCACAUAGAAAUGUACAAUAUCAUCCUUGAUGGGUUGUGCAAAAGCAAGAGGCUCGAUAGUGCUCGAGAUCUUUUCAACAUUCUCUCCCUUAAAGGAUUGGACCCUAACGUCAUAACAUACAACACCAUGAUUUCUGGCCUGCUUUCAGAAGGUCUGCUCAUCGAAGGUAAAGAGCUCAUUGUAAAAAUGGAAGAGAAGGGUUGCUUGGCAAAUAGUGUUACAUACAAUGUCAUUCUGCAAGGACUCCUUAAGGGAGGUCAUUAUGAUGAUGCAGUGGUCUAUUAUGAAGAAAUGAUUCAUAGAGGAUUCUUGCUGGAUGCAUCUACAUUUUCCAUUUUACUUGAUUUAUCUGCUGAGAAUCAGAACAAUCCUUCUGUGCUAAUGUUGAUGCUGAUGAUUGAUCCCGAUAGCAAGAAGUUCAUGGAUGGGGGACAAAGAGGACCUUCACAUUAGUUGUAACAUGUUGGUCCUGCAGUUUUUUGGCUCCUGAUGUUUAAUUUGCUGGUAGAAAUGUUAAUAAGGUUCACAUUUGAUCCUUUUAUCACUUAUCAUCUUUGUUUAGAGGAGGUCUCUUGGUGAUAUUUUGUGAAAUACCUCAGAGAGCAUCAGUCUGGUGGAGAAGCCGCAUUCCUUAGGCAAGUUCAAUUGUUAGGUGUAUCAGGUCACAGAAAGUUGGUGCAGUUAAUUGGAUUUGUACAACUUCUUCUCAAGACUUCUUCUUUACCUUUUCAUGGAGAACUUCAAUGUGGCAUGUCACUUAAGUGGUGGAGCAGGAGAGGGGUGGAAUCUGAAUUGCAGAGUGUGAAGAUUUGAUGUCAACUCAGACUGGAUAGAGACAAUUAAUCAGACAAAUAAAUAGGUAGACGCCAUAUGAAGAAGGCAAUUGGGAAAGGAGAGAGAAUUGGAGCUGAGAAGGAAUUGAGGGAAUCAAGAGUUCAACUCACCGAUUGUCUUGAAAAUCUAAAGGAAAUCAUUAUAGGUAAUAAUCAAUCAGGAAGUAUCCCUGAUUAUAUUUGUUACAAUCUUCGAAAACUCAGGUGGCUGAAUCUAUAUAUCAAGAAACAAGUUGAAGGGACAAAUUCUAUCCACUUUAGACCAAUGUUCACAAUUUCAGACACUUUCCCUGUGUCUUUCAACAAUUUCACUGGCGUCAUCCCAAGAGAAAUUUGGUACCUGAAGGAGCUUGAGGUGCUGAUUCUUGGCAGGAACAAUUUUGAAGGUGAAAUUCCCAGGGAGAUAGGUAACUCAACUAUGCUGAAGACACUAGACUUGGGCCAUAAAUGGUUAGCAAUAUCACCGAUUCCGAUACGAAUCGGUCGUAGUAACCGAAACGGAAGGGACCGAUACGAUACCGAUCCCCAAAUCGUGGAGAUUACCAUAUCUACGGCGACUCGUUCUAACUCGGCUGAUAUUGGUCGAUUCGAAUAUGUGAUGCUCUGACUUGACCGAUAUAUCCGAAUCAACUCGGA
Molecule: messenger RNA, 3086 nt
Organism: Coffea arabica (coffee)
Lineage: Eukaryota; Viridiplantae; Streptophyta; Magnoliopsida; Gentianales; Rubiaceae
Source: RefSeq, a predicted model, not a curated record